Messenger RNA from Dipodomys ordii (Ord's kangaroo rat), 3362 nucleotides. It is a transcript of the gene Tnfrsf21, whose product is annotated as tumor necrosis factor receptor superfamily, member 21. Bases 1 to 2094 code for a protein of 697 amino acids. Gene Ontology annotation, biological process: negative regulation of T cell proliferation; signal transduction; neuron apoptotic process. Lineage: Eukaryota; Metazoa; Chordata; Mammalia; Rodentia; Heteromyidae. The transcript is spliced from 7 exons. The record is from RefSeq and is a predicted model, not a curated record. Gene Ontology annotation, molecular function: protein binding.
AUGGUUCGCUGUACCAGACGUUCUAAAUUUCAAGAGUUGAGCCUGCUGUUUUCAUUGGACGAACAGUUCCGCCCCGUGGCGGUGCUUGGAAGUUUAGCAGGCCCGCUGAAUCAAUUUGACAGUCAUUGUCAGCAGCAGUUUGCAGAGGGAAAACUAAAACUAAGGCUCACAUCUGCUAAUAAUUUGUGGUUUUUGUCCCUCCACCUGUUCUCUUUCUUUCAGCUUGGAUCCCUUAGCACCAUUACAGCUCAACCAGAGCAGAAAGCCCCAAAUCUCAUAGGCACAUACCGCCAUGUUGACCGUACCACGGGCCAGGUGCUAACCUGUGACAAGUGUCCAGCAGGAACCUAUGUCUCCGAGCAUUGUACCAACACGAGCCUGCGUGUGUGCACCAGUUGUCCUCCGGGGACUUUUACCAGGCAUGAGAAUGGCAUCGAGAAAUGCCAUGACUGUAGCCAGCCGUGCCCACGGCUGAUGGUUGAGAAAUUACCUUGUGCUGCCUUGACUGACCGAGAAUGCACUUGCCCACCCGGCAUGUUCCAAUCGAAUGGCACCUGCGCCCCCCACACCGUGUGUCCUGUGGGUUGGGGCGUGCGGAAGAAAGGGACAGAGAAUGAGGAUGUGCGGUGUAAGCAGUGUGCCCGGGGUACCUUCUCCGAUGUGCCUUCCACCGUGAUGAAAUGUAAAGCACACACAGACUGCCUGAGUCAGAACCUGGUGGUGGUCAAGCCGGGGACCAAGGAGGCAGACAACGUCUGUGGCCCACGCCCGUCCUUCUCCAGCCCAGCACCCCCCUCUCCUGACACAGCCAUCUUUUCACGCUCGGGGCAUGGGGCUUCCCAUGAAGUCAUUUCCUCUACGUACGCUCCCAAAGGCAUGAACUCAACAGACUCCAACUCUUCUGCCUCCAUUAGACCAAAGGUACCAAGUGGCAUCCAGGAAGGGACAGUCCCUGACAACAGGAGCUCAGCCAGCAGGGAGGAAGGCGGGAACCAGAGCCUCCCUGCCCUCCAGGUGGUCACUCGUCAGCAAGGCCCCCACCACAGACACAUUCUGAAGCUGUUGCCGUCCAUGGAGGCCACCGGGGGUGAGAAGUCCAGCACUCCCAUCAAGGGCCCCGCGAGGGGCCACCCCAGGCAGAACCUCCACAGGCACUUUGACAUCAACGAGCACCUGCCCUGGAUGAUCGUGCUUUUCCUGCUGCUGGUGCUUGUGGUGAUCGUGGUGUGCAGUGUCCGGAAAAGCUCCAGGACUCUGAAAAAGGGGCCCCGGCAGGACCCCAGUGCCAUUGUGGAAAAGGCCGGGCUGAAGAAAUCUGUGACUCCAACCCAGAACCGGGAGAAGUGGAUCUAUUACUGCAAUGGCCACGGUAUUGACAUCCUGAAGCUGGUGGCAGCCCAGGUGGGAAGCCAGUGGAAGGAUAUCUAUCAGUUUCUUUGCAAUGCCAGCGAGAGGGAGGUGGCCGCUUUCUCCAAUGGCUACACCGCGGACCACGAGCGGGCCUACGCGGCCCUGCAGCACUGGACCAUCCGGGGGCCCGAGGCCAGCCUCGCCCAGCUCAUCAGCGCCCUACGUCAGCACCGGCGCAACGACGUCGUGGAGAAGAUCCGCGGGCUCAUGGAAGACACCACCCAGUUGGAAACGGACAAACUGGCUCUCCCGAUGAGCCCCGGGCCGCUGAGCCCGAGCCCCAUCCCCAGUCCCAAUACGAAACUUGAGAACUCCGCUCUCCUGACUGUGGAGCCCUCCCCGCUGGACAAGAACAAGGGGUUCUUCGUGGACGAGUCCGAGCCCCUUCUGCGCUGUGACUCCACGUCCAGCGGCUCCUCGGCACUCAGCAGGACCGGCUCCUUUAUUACCAAAGAAAAGAAGGACACAGUGUUGCGGCAGGUACGGCUGGACCCCUGUGACCUGCAGCCGAUCUUCGAUGACAUGCUCCACCUCCUGAACCCCGAGGAGCUGCGCACCAUUGAAGAGAUCCCUCAGGCUGAGGACAAACUGGACCGGCUCUUCGAGAUCAUUGGAGUCAAGAGUCAAGAAGCCAGUCAGACCCUCCUGGAUUCCGUGUAUAGCCAUCUUCCCGAUCUGCUGUAGAGCGCACAGACACUGCAUUCUGGAAAUCAACUUAGUGGCAGGGUGGUUUUCUUUUGUUUCUUCCCCCUCCUCUCCCUGCCUCCCCCCUUCAAAUGUGUGUUUGCGUGUGCGUGCGUGCGUGCAUGCGUGCGUGUGUGUGUGUGUGUGUGUGUAACAGAGUAUAUGGCCAGUGCUUGGGUUCUUUCUUGGUACUUCUUUUCUUGGCUCCCUUCCUUUUCCCUCUUUUUCCCCUCCUCUCUUUUCCUUAUGGGAAGUUAGUUUAUAAGCCUUUUCAAGAUUUAACUGUUGCAAAAAAAAACCCACCACUAAAGUUUUUAAGUUUCAUAUUUUCUGGGUGUUUUUUUUUUUUUUGCCUUCUUAUGUAUUUUCACAAUUGUUCUGUGCACUUUAAAUCCACUUUGCUUGCCGCCAGUACGGUGUGACUCUUCUUACACACUGGAUUGUGAGGCUCUUUCUAACUCCUUCAGAGAGUAAUGGCAUCUUGUGAAUUCUAUAAGCAUCCUGUCUUUCAGUGUCCAUCCCUGCUCUUUUGUGUUUAAAUAAGACUCUUCAUAUUUUGAUUUGUCCUUUACAAAUGUUCUUAAGGAUUAAGCAAAUUGAAGACCCUGUUAAGUUACUGUAAUGCACUUAGAUGUUGAGUUCUCUUUCACUAUGCCUUGUCUAUUAUCAUAUUCAUGGCUGACACUUGACACACUUGCUGAUUGUAUGGUUUUCACUGUGUAGAAUGCUUGACUACUUGUGCUUUUCUUAAUGCUAAUAUGCUCUGGGCUGGUGAAGUAUCCUUAAGCCAUCAGGACUUACUUGCUAUUUCAGUGGCUUGACACCUGGGCCACCAAAGAACUUGAACUUCAUCUUUUAGGGACUGAGUUGUUCGGGAACACAUUGCUGCACUUUGGAAAAACAAAACUGUGUGCCACUGGCACCUUUUCCCAUAGAAAAUGUGCCCAGCUUUGCUUUCAAAGAUGCCCUUGUUUUUAUACACACAUAGUCGGUAGGUCUAGCCUGCCUUCGGGCCUUGCUGGAUUUCCUUCAUCAUCCAAUCACUUUAAUUAAAAAUGGCUGCGGCUGUAAGAACUCUUGUCUGAUAUAUUUACAACUAUGCUCCCAUUUAUGAAUCUACCCGCCAAUGCUCAGUGGUCAGAUUCUAAUGCAAAGAUGGUGUGGAUUCACUCUGUGUGAGCAGGAUGUGUGGGUAAUCGUGAGGAACCCAUGAUCAGAAAAAUGCCUUCAAGUGUACUAAUUUAUUAAUAAAUAUUAGGUGUUUGUUA